AUGGGGGACUCGACCAACAAAGAUGUGGAUGUCCAGCCGAAUUCCCUUUUGUCUGCCGCCAAAGUGGGAGCCCUUAGUGGAGCUGUGGGCCUUAUCUACGGAGGAGCUGCAGGAGUGAUACGGUCUCCCAAUCCUAUGAUUCAUUCCCUGUCAUGUGGCAUCCAUUGGUCUAUAGGCGGAUCAUCCUUCUGGUUCUUACGAAGCAACAUUAUCAAGCACCACUAUAAAGAUCAAGCCUCACCGCAACAACGCAAGUAUGCGAGCGCUCUAUGCGGUGGUAUUGCAGGGGGAGGUGUGACCAAGCUAAUGGGAGGCCGGCUGGUUCCGGGAGCCAUUAUCUUCUCGCUGGUGGGCUACUGCGGCCAAAGCAUUUUCAACAAUGUCGAUGCCUGGCAAAUGGAGAAUGCCCACUCCACGAGGAAACCUUUCAUGCAACGGAUGGCUGACUCCAAGUGGAUCCCGUUGCGAACCCUCUCUGAUCAGGAGUACAGGGGUAUGCUGGGCGAGAAACUCCUCAGCAUCGAGGCUGAGAUUGCCUUGAUCGAUGACAAGAUUGAGGAAUUAGAGAAGACUCGACCGGUAUCUUCAGCUUUGCCGACUUCACCAGCUUCUCCAGCUUCCUCAGAUUCGAAAUAA
Messenger RNA from Penicillium brevicompactum, 636 nucleotides. RefSeq lists its product as uncharacterized. The coding region runs from base 1 to 636 and encodes 211 amino acids. The transcript has 4 exons. Lineage: Eukaryota; Fungi; Ascomycota; Eurotiomycetes; Eurotiales; Aspergillaceae. The record is from RefSeq and is a predicted model, not a curated record.